UCAUUAAAUCCAAAGUCUGUUCGCGUAAAAAGCAAAAAAACUAUCAAAUUUUCGCGUUUUAUUUUUUUAAUAUACUUAUUCAUACUUCUUAACGAUGGCUCCAAAAAACCAAAGAUCGGAAGAAGGGGAGGAGUUUUCGGAUAGUACUCCUGGUAGUACCCCUGGUGAUUCCGUUCGCAAACGAAUACGUAUUGAUAAAAGCGGAUCUACUGGUCCUCUACGAGCUUCCGGGAAGUAUAAGUCUUUAAAAUCCCAAGAAGAGUAUCAAAUGGGCUCUAUUGUUCGUGUGAACCUUAAAAAUUUUGUAACAUAUGAUUCAGUAGAAUUCUUUCCUGGACCGAAUCUUAAUAUGAUUAUAGGACCCAAUGGCACUGGCAAAAGCACGAUUGUGUGCGCCAUUGCACUUGGGUUAGGUUGGAAUACCUCGCUACUUGGGCGAGCGAGAGAUAUUUCCGAUUUUGUUAAACAUGGUCAAGAGCGAGCUUCGAUAGAAAUCGAAUUGAAAAGUGAGAAUCCAAUAGUUAUAACCCGUACUAUCGAAAAAUCUAAUAAUUCUUCUAGGUGGAAAAUAAAUGGUAAAAAUGCGACACUAAGAGACGUCCUUGCCAAGGUUAAUACACUAAAUAUUCAGGUGGAUAACCUUUGCCAAUUUUUACCUCAAGAUAAAGUGAGCGAAUUCGCCCAGCUAUCGCCUUCUGAGUUACUCGUUCAAACUCAAAAGGCGGUUGGUGAUAAAGAAAUGACAGAAUGGCACGAACGUUUAAUAAAAUUAAGAGACGAGGAAAAAACAUUAUUAUUGACAAUUAAAGAUGAUGAAGAUCAAGUAGAUAAUCUUGAAAAAAGAAACGCGAUCUUAGAAAGAGAUGUUGCUCGUUACAGAGAAAGAGAAGUCAUUCUGAAUCGGGUUAAACUUUACGAGAGAGCGAUUCCAUGGGCUCGUUAUGACGUUGCCAAAAAUAAAUAUGAUGAUGCAAAGAAGAAACGCUCUGAUAUUCAUACGACUUAUCAGAAUCUCGUAAAAGAAAAUGAACCCUUGAACAACAAGAAAAGUAAUCUUGAGAAAAUUGGUAAGGAUUCUUAUAACGAAAAAAAAUCAUGUUUUGAGCGCUUUUCAAGUAAAAAGCGACAACUUGAAGAAACAUCGACCAAAUUGGAUAAGUUGAAUAAUGAUUGUGAAGAUAUUCGCGAAGACUUAACUAAUAUGAAGAAAAAGGAGAAACAGAGAGAAAAUCGUAUUGUAGAAAUUCAAACUGAAAUUGCAAGAUUAGAAGAACGAAUCUCCGUCAAACCUCCAGAAAAUGACACAUCCGAAAUAAAAAGCAAAAUUGAUGACCUUUCUGCUCACAUGCAUAAAAUUCAAAUUGAUGGUAAAGACAUCCAAGAUAGAAUAGAGCAAUUGGAUGAUGAUUCAGAAAAAAUUAAUCGUCAAAUCUCGCGCAUUGAUCGAAAACGUAAAGAACUUGAAGAUAUAAGAGAACGUCGACUUGAUGGUCUGAGAUAUGAUAAUCCACCUGAUACAAUAAAGGCUGUUGAUUGGUUGCGUGAAAACGGAGACAAAUUAUUCGCUCAUGUUUCUUACCCUCUUUGUGCAGAGAUUAAUGUUAAAGAUAAUCAAUAUGCGGAUGUUGUCGAAAGUGCUAUAGGACAACAAAAUCUUAGGACUUUUGUAUGCGAGGAUGAACGAGAUUAUCACAUAAUGACAAGGGAGCUCUGUGACGUACGUAAAUUAAGAAUCAAUGUUGUCUGUUUCUCUAAUACAACUUUGAGAGAUUUUCCUCGGCCUAUACCUAAUGAUAGGCUAAAAAAUCUUGGAUUCGAUUGUUUUCUAUUGGAUCAAAUUGAAGCUUCGCCAAUAGUACUUAACGCUCUUUGCAAUUUGUGUCAUUUAUAUAAAAUUCCAAUAGCACCACAAGGAGUUAACUUCAAUCACGAAGAAAUUGAGAGAACCCGUGCUUUUACAAGAUACUUUGUUGGAGAUACAUCUUAUUCAUUAUCCUGGUCGAAAUACGGAAAAAGGCUUUCUCAAACUUAUACAAAUAGAAUUCGACCAGCUAGACAUCUUAAAUUUUCAGUUAAUAUUGAACAAAGGCGUGAUCUUGAGCGUCAAUCUCAAGAAUUGCAAGCAAAUUUGACUGAAAUCAAUAGUACUAAACAAGAAUUAAUUAAAGAAGAAAAGGAAUUAAGGGAAACAUUUGAUAAUUUAAAAAAUGAAAAGACUGCUCUCAAUGAAAAAAAGCUAGAACUUCAACAAGCGAUGAGGGAAUAUCAACGAAACGCAAUCACUCUUGAUUCCAAGAGAGAACAAUUACAACGCUGUCUUAAUGCCCCUGAAUCAAUGAAAGAAGAGGAGAAUGAAUUAAGAAAAAAUUUACGCAAGACUGCGGAAAAACGAUCCGGAAUGGUUAUAAAGUUUCAGAAUUUGUUAGAAGAGAGCAUGGAACUUUUUAACAGACGUAGUAUAGCUACGUUGAAAUACAUCCAAGCUUCGUCGGAUCUUAUUGACUUGGAUACUAAAUCGCAACAGCAGAACGACGCUUUAAAACAAGCUCAAACGAGAUACAAUGAAGUGGACAAACUGUAUAAUCAAGCCAAAGAAGAAGCAAGAAAAUUACAUGAUGAAUGUAAUUUUGAUGAUAAGGAUGAAGUUGACGAGCUACUUAAAGAAAUGACGUUGGAAGAUCUCGAAGAUGCCGUUACUUCUGAACGCACAAGAGCUGAGAUGCAAUUUGCCGUGGACUCUCGUGUGAUUGAAAUAUACGACCAAAGGAAAGCCGAAAUCGAGUCUUUAAGGGCAAGAUUAGAAAUUAAAACAUCUCAUUCAUCCAAUUUAGCAAAUGAAAUGAAAUCAUUACGAGAAAAAUGGGAACCCAAAUUGAAUGUAUUGAUUAAAGAUAUCAGCAAUACAUUUUCGGAAGCCUUUGAUCGUAUAGGAUGUGCUGGCGAAGUUCGUGUCAGCACUCACGAUGAUUAUAAUAAAUGGGGUAUUGAUAUUUUAGUAAAGUUCAGAGAUAAUGAGAAAUUACAAAUAUUGAAUUCCCAGAGACAAUCUGGUGGAGAACGAUCUGUUUCUACAAUUAUGUAUCUGAUGUCACUUCAAGAACUUGCCAAAGCUCCAUUCAGAGUUGUUGAUGAAAUUAACCAAGGAAUGGACCCACGAAAUGAGAGAUUGGUUCAUUGCGAAAUAGUUAAGACUGCAUGCCGUCCAAACACUUCCCAGUAUUUCUUAAUAACUCCUAAAUUAUUGCCAGAUCUGGAAUAUCACGAAAGGAUGAAAAUUUUAUGCAUUUAUAAUGGAGAAUGGCAGCCAGAAAAGAUGGACUGGCAUAAAUAUAUAAAAAAUAAAAUUAGUUCUUAAUAAUAAUUAACAUGUUUUUUUUUCUUAUUGUACCUGCCUCUCUUUAUAUAAAUAUCACAUUCAUAAUAUUCAUAAUAUUCAUUCAUUGUUCAUUCAAAGACUUUAGUAAUACCAGCUCCUCUUAGUGAAUCUCUUACCGUAAUUAUUUUAAAUUCAGGUAACGGACUAUAAGCAAUGUAAUUUUACAUCUUCACUUAUAUUAUUUUAAACUAUGCCGA
Rhizophagus irregularis DAOM 181602=DAOM 197198 is the source of this 3573-nucleotide messenger RNA. RefSeq lists its product as uncharacterized. Gene Ontology annotation, molecular function: single-stranded DNA binding; ATP binding; ATP hydrolysis activity. Lineage: Eukaryota; Fungi; Glomeromycota; Glomeromycetes; Glomerales; Glomeraceae. Gene Ontology annotation, cellular component: nucleus; Smc5-Smc6 complex. Gene Ontology annotation, biological process: double-strand break repair via homologous recombination. The record is from RefSeq and is a predicted model, not a curated record.